AUGGCUGAUAUCAAUGAUCGAUCCCGUAUUUCGGUGUCUCCCUUUGGAGACCCAGUCCCCAUCAGCACGGCAGAGUUUCGAGCAGUAACUCAUGAGCUAACAAUGUCUGACGACGACAUAAUCAUGUUGGAUCCGUCAGCGAUCUUUACUGCUUCCCCCAUGCAGGAGGCCAGUCACACCUUCUUUCGCCCCGCCGAGAACUUGCAGAGUGUGAUUGACCUGACUUGUGACGAUGAAGGCAAUCAAGCCAUGGAAGAAUUGACCUCUGAUAUGGCCCAAGUUGCGGCUCCCUCAGCCAUCGCCCCCGGCGACGACUCAGCGAGUGACCGGUCUUCCUCCGGCCAUUCUUCUUUCGUCAGCAACCAGUCCAUCAGCUGCAGCCCAACACCGGAGAUAGUGCAGCAAGGAAUAAGAAUCGGGGGUAUUGUGUUCAAAGCCGGAAUAUCUUUGGAGCUUGAUGAUGGCUCUUUCAUGCGUGUCGACGACAUGAUUCCUCAGCCUCAUGACCUACGGUUUUUCGGCCGGCGCCUUUACCGGACGACUCACCCCGAAGCGAAGACGUACUUGCCAAAACUCAACGAUGAGUUGGUCUGGCUCACCCAAAACACAGAUCAUGUCAGCGUUAAGAAAGUCAGGCGAGUUGUGCCCAUUCGAUUCACCAACUAUCGCACGGACUUCAACCACCUCGCACCGGGAGAAGUCCUGACUUGCCGACUAAAGCUCACCAUUCGCCAGAACGGAGUCGUCAUAAUUCCCGGUAAUGCACCUUUGAGUGCAGAGCAGUGUGCAAUUGAAUGGCUGACGUUCGCCGAAUCAGACUCAGGACUUGGCAAGCCCGCGAAUCAGCUGCGUGCUGAAUGGAGAGGCCAGACUGUGCCUUUCGGCGAGGCUGGGGCGUCUUCUAUGGCAAGGGAUCUUGAAAGACAGGGUGUGAUUGAUCUGACUGCUCCUGACCGUGCAUACACCUUUGGUGAUGCGUACUGUGGUGCUGGUGGUGUGUCUUGCGGGGCCAGGCAGGCCGGCGUGAAGCUCCAAUGGGCCGUUGAUAUCGACAAACAUGCCCUGGAAACCUAUCAAAUGAAUUUCGACGAUGUAGAGGUCGAGCAUUCCGACUUUUUCAGUUUUCUUACCAACGAUCCGAAGUUCCUCAGAGUCGAUAUUGCACACUGCUCACCCCCUUGCCAAACCUGGUCACCAGCUCAUACUGUACCCUGUCCUCGCGAUGACGCCAACUCCGCGUGCGUAUUUUCGGCUGGGAGUCUGAUUCGAGAGUCACGCCCCCGGGUGUUGACUAUGGAGGAAACUAUGGGGUUGCCACAGCGAUUUCCUGUUAUAUUCAACCGAGUUGUACUGGACAUGGUUGAAUUUGGAUAUUCUGUUCGCUGGUCGGUGCUGGGGUGUGAUGAAUAUGGUGUGCCUCAGGAGCGGAAGAGGCUACUUCUCAUUGCUGCGGGACCCGGUGAAGUUCUGCCACAUUAUGCUCAACCCACUCAUGGCAUGCCUGGCCAUGGUCUGCUUCCUCGAGAAACCAUUUCAUCCACCAUCGACAACAUUCCCCCUGAUGCCGACGAUCACAACGUUGAAGGGGCAUUGGCACGGACCAUUACUUGCGGGGGCGGGGAAUACAACUACCACCCUUCGGGCACCCGGCCCUACACCAGUCGUGAGAUGGCCCUCUUGCAGACAUUCCCUCUGAACUUCCAAUUUACUGGGAGGUUCAUGCGCAAGCAGAUUGGGAAUGCUGUGCCCCCGCUGUUUGCCAAGGCUAUCUAUGGAGAGAUCGUCAAGUCUCUGCGUGAGACUGAUAGAGAGGAGGCCAUGGGGAUCUUCCACUGA
Messenger RNA from Penicillium expansum, 1836 nucleotides. Its product is annotated as DNA cytosine methyltransferase. Gene Ontology annotation, molecular function: methyltransferase activity. Lineage: Eukaryota; Fungi; Ascomycota; Eurotiomycetes; Eurotiales; Aspergillaceae. Bases 1 to 1836 code for a protein of 611 amino acids. The transcript is spliced from 3 exons. Gene Ontology annotation, cellular component: nucleus. The record is from RefSeq and is a predicted model, not a curated record.